Molecule: messenger RNA, 1838 nt
Organism: Caenorhabditis auriculariae
Lineage: Eukaryota; Metazoa; Nematoda; Chromadorea; Rhabditida; Rhabditidae
Source: the annotation of a GenBank genome assembly
AUGAAUUUCUCGUUUGGGAACCGUCCCAGCGGGAAAUCUGAGCAACUACCUUGAGAGGAACGAUUUGCCCGGAUGAUGUCACGCUUUCACUGCGGCGCCGUUUUUCGGACAGGUUACCAGAAGUGAAAGGCAAUUGUUGCGUCACGGACCUCGGCACUCGACUUGCCGAGAUCCUCCUGAAACUCCCCGUCGCCAUGCUCUCCCUCGAUCCAAGUCUUCUCCUGCUUCUUCCCGUAUUGUGAGUCGUUCUUUGAAGAAAUACUCCUUUUUAUUUCGAUUCUUAUAAGAAUUACAAGAGAUCGAAGACAGUACUAUGUACAAAAAUUUUGAUGGAAAGUUUAGGAGCCAGUUUUUUUGCUGGAAGUUUUUUUCAUUUGAAAAAAGUUUUUCUGAGGGAAAUACUUAUUAAAAAAUUUCUUUUUGGUCGUAUACUAGAUGAUGGUAAGGCGAAUGUUCAAAAAUCUGAAGGAUGAACAACAGUUUCAUCAAUAUGUCUCGAAAAAGUGAAAAAACGCCUUUUUUUUCUCCGCUCCUUUGAGAUUCUUUUUCUUAAACACAUUCUAGAUCAUUAAUCUGAAACCCUUUUUUCCCUUAUUAAAAUAUCUUGCAAAACCUGUCAAAAGACACUCGGAAAAUAGUUUAGAGGAAAAAUUUCACCUGGCACCCAACGCCAGAGCUUCUUAGAUCCCAGAAGUAUCUCUGAUGCCUUUCCAACAAAGUUAUAGUUUCCAUCUUCAUGAAUAUGCUAAACCUUGAACGUUUACUUCAGAACGAACACCCAGUUCCUCGGUAGCUCUCUCUACGGAGCUCUCGGAGCCUACAAUGACAACGACAUGUGUAGGUACAUCUCCUGUCCUUUUGGCCAAUACUGCUGGAACGGAAACUGCCUCUCAUCAGGUACUUCGAUGGGAUCUCGGUAAGUUAUCAUCGAAAAAUGCGCUAUUUUUUAUUAUUUUUUUUUCAACUUCCAAAUAGUUGAAACUAAUCGCUCGAUAUUUCAAAGCUCCCUCAAACAAGAAACAAAAAUUAUAACCAAAAACCAAACUUGGCUCAAGGAACAUGGGCGGAAUGAGCGGUUUGGCAGCGCUGACAUCAGCCGCAUCAAUGUACAACCUUGGCGCGAUGCCAGGCAGAGGUUCGCAAUUCCAAACUCCACCACUGACAUCCGGUGCAGUUAUCCAGUAGCUUUCGCUUUACACUCGAUAAAAAGUUGAAAGCUUCUCAUUCGUGAUCUUCAGGAUUAGGUUACGCUGGCUAUCCAACUGGAAUGGGAGGAGCUGCUCUUGGUAUGGGGUACGGUCCUGGACUUGGCAGUGUCGGAGGUCUGUCAGUAUUAAACGUUCCUAAUUGCGAAAGUUUGAAAAGCCCCUAAAGAAAUCUCAAAAAAAAAGCUUACAAAAUGUCGCGUUUCGAGUUUUUAUGCGAUACCUAGAUAGUGAUUUCAGGUCUCCAGGCGUGCAGCUUAAUGCAGCAAUGCCUCAAUGGUCAAAUUUGCGUCAACGGCUACUGCAGCCGAAGCAACGUGGCUUACCAAGGUAGCCAAGUGCUGCCAUCCGAAACAAGUUGGCCCCAAAGAAAGAAUAUGCCGAAUUCUUUUAAAUUUCAGCUUGCAUGACCGGCGCCACAUGUCCCGUUGGACAGUACUGCAUCAGCGGAAUUUGUAUGCAAAACCCCAUGUCGAGCACCUUUGGUAAUUAUAUUAACUAUAUUCUCGGAUCAACUUUACCGUUUGAGCUUGUCAUAAUGGCAUUUCUUGCCCCAUGGGUAUGGUUUGUCAAAUUGGCAGGUGUAUACCGAAUGGACUCCCUGGGAUGUAUCCGACCUACGGAAAAAGAUGA